Messenger RNA from Orbilia oligospora ATCC 24927, 1428 nucleotides. RefSeq lists its product as uncharacterized. The coding region runs from base 1 to 1428 and encodes 475 amino acids. The transcript is spliced from 2 exons. The record is from RefSeq and is a predicted model, not a curated record. NCBI's taxonomy places the organism in Eukaryota, Fungi, Ascomycota, Orbiliomycetes, Orbiliales, Orbiliaceae.
AUGAACACAAACAACCCAGCACAAAAGUGGCCGCCAUUGGUGAAACCUACUCUCAAAAAGCCCGAACCGGUGAAAGGAAAAUCUCUAACGAGACUAAUAAUCAUGAAUAAAUUCCAAGGCGAUAACAAAGUCCGCAGAGCUGAUGAACCGGUACACACGGGAGAAAAGAAACAACAAUCGCUGAGAUCUCGAAAACCCAUCCAGGCACCUGCGGGCAGGGAAUCCUCGUCUCCGGAGCCAAGGCCGCAAGGACGAAGAAUAAAGUCAGCAGUAGAGGAGAAGGAGGAAGAAGAAGCAGAUAUAGACACGAACCUCUCUCCUAAGGCUUCAAAACCUACGUAUGAGGCCGAUGACCUAGACAGUGAUCAAGACGACAAGCGAGAAGAUGAAGGUAGUCCUAUAAAAGACGAUAGUGCCCUCAAAGACGAAAUCCCAAAUUUUCCUCUUUUAAAAUUGAAAGGGCACACCUUCCCUCGCGAAAAGGUGAUCGUUUCGAAUAAUGCCACAAGCGACGAUGAAGACGACGAGCUCCUCGAACGGUGGGCGGCAGAGCCGGUACUUGAGUCUGUCAGGAGCCUACGGAGUAUUAUACACCCAAACCAUCAAAUAACUACAGAAAAGUAUAGUGUGAUAGAGGAGGAGGAGGAGGAGGAGGAGGAGGAGGAGGGGGAGAAGGGGAAGGAGGAAGGGGAAGGGGAGGAGGAGGAAAAGGAGGGGGAGGAGGGUCUUAAUCCCCUUUACAAUCCCGAAGAUCCUAUUUAUGAGCUCGAGGAUUGGGACAAAGUUUAUCAUCCAGAAGAGCUGUAUCAUAGGUUAGACCAUAUGCAGUCUAUUGGUGGAAUUGAUGAUGAGGAAGGGUAUACUCUUGAAGAAUUAAUUGAGGAUAGAGAAGAAGAAGAUGAGAAGGAAGGAGUGGAAUGGGCGUUAUGGACUAUUGCGGCAAUUAUAGUCGUUCUUAUUGCGAUUGGAACUGUCGCUUUUGGGGUUGGAUGGAAACCUUCCAGUCUCUUGGAACAGAUUAAUCAGAGCCCAAUGAGACUUCCAGGUCUGGGUACGAGACAACCAAUGAGACCAAAUAGUCCUAGAUAUACGAAUAUUAAUGUUCCUCAGAACCCCCCUUCCAGGUCUGGGUACGAGACAAAGAACCCCCCAAAUUCGAAGGUGAGGGUACCUCCUAGGUUACGGGCGGCGCCGAGUAACUUUAGAGGCUCGAAGGGGAUAGUCUGGUAUUUUUUCAGAGCGGGUGGGAUCAUCAAGGAGACGUUCACGACGACGAGUGGAGUGACAUAUAUCACCAAUAAGGUGAUAGACAAGAAGACUAUUUGGGAGAAGAUUAAGAACGGGGAUUUAAAGAAGACGGCUUUGGAAAGGGUUAGGAAUGGAGAUUUGAAUGGUUUAUUUAGGGGGAAGAAGAGGAAAUGGUGGUAG